Lodderomyces elongisporus is the source of this 651-nucleotide messenger RNA. RefSeq lists its product as uncharacterized. Lineage: Eukaryota; Fungi; Ascomycota; Pichiomycetes; Serinales; Debaryomycetaceae. The transcript has a single exon. The record is from RefSeq and is a predicted model, not a curated record. The coding region runs from base 1 to 651 and encodes 216 amino acids.
AUGAUUAAAGAGAAACUACCAAAGAGAUUCAGCAAACUAUUAAGGUACUCGGUGGCUUUUAGCUGCAGGCUCUCGCCGCCUCCCAAAACAUAUGCAGAGUUGGAUUAUAUACUUCGAAAUUUGCAAUCACUAGCAACAGUUGAGUUAAUCAGAAGCACUCCACUCGAUUCAAAGGAGUUAGUACGAUCUGGGUUUUGGAUCAAUAUACUAUAUAACCCUACAAGCACCCAUAGUAUGUUUCUGCCGAUACUACUGAAAGACGAGGUACUCAAUAAUGCAAGGGGAGAGAAUUAUUCAGAUGAAAAACAAAAAGCUCUACAAUCGAAGUUGCUACUGAAGUUGGGGAAAUUGAUUGCGAUCCCUCGAUAUUCGUUUUAUUGUGAUACACUAGCAAAGAAUGAUGACCAGCCAUUUGUGUUUCGCCAUUCUUUGAAAGCAGGUGCCGAGAAGUUUGAAGGUUAUUAUAAAUUAACAACUGGCACUAUGGAUAAACCAUUAAUUUCAAUCGCCGAGUGUGAAGCCCCAUGCGACAAACGACUGUUGAGAAGUUCAAUACUUCACAAUUUUAAAUUAUUUCACAAGUUCGAUAAGGUAGAGCUUUUCACAAAUAGAGAAAGAAAUCUAUCAAAGGUAUUUAUAAAUGGACUGUGA